Molecule: messenger RNA, 210 nt
Organism: Mesorhabditis belari
Lineage: Eukaryota; Metazoa; Nematoda; Chromadorea; Rhabditida; Rhabditidae
Source: the annotation of a GenBank genome assembly
AUGACCAACUCAGGGGACAUGGACCCGGACGAGUUGAGGGACUUCCUGAGACGGCUGAGUGAGAGUGCCGAGAGUGGGAAAGAGCUCCAGCCAAACCAUUGCGAGAAAAACCCCGUUCCGGCGUCGAGCAAUCGGUCAACGAGGAGAAGCCGAGAGCCGGCAAGAAGGGCAUUUUCGAUUGAUUUUUACCACAAGUUUAAAUUAUUGUUA